CCCACCCGAGCUCUGCGCAGCUCACACCGCAGCUGAAGGUCGACCUGUAUCCAGCCCGCUGGUCAUGGACACCCUGGGCAGGCUGCUGCUGCUGGCUGCACUGCUCCUGACACCCGCUGAGGCCCAGCAGGCCUCAGAGCGCCGCCUGAAGCCCUGGCUGGUGGGCCUGGCUGCCGUGGUGGGCUUCCUGUUUAUCGUCUUCGUCCUCCUGCUGGUCAAUCGUGUCUGGUGUUCCAAAGGCAGAGCAGCCGAUGAAGAGGCUACAUUCAGAAUGGAUCACAUUAUGAACGAGAACUCGAAGCCAAGUAAAACAGACAAGAAGAAGCAGAAGAAGAAGAAGGCAGACAGGAAGGGCGGACAGAGCAACGCGGGAUUGGAGCUGGAGGAGGAGUCCUCAGAUGAGGAGAGAAGCAAGAAAACAGCCUUGUGAGGCCUCUUGUCGCCUGGGGGUGUUCCGUCCACACCCCUCACGCCGCAGCCACCACCUGAAGCUGAACUGGUGUCAUCUGGGUCUGAAAACUGUCCUCAGAUGAGGAGGCCAGCUCUCCCUAUAGCCCCCACACUCAUCCCCUUCCCCACGGAUACACUGGCCACUGGCCUGUUGUCCACUCCUAUCCAUCUGCCCUCCUUCUGCAUCCUCUCUCACAUCCAGUCUGCCCCCUCCAGGCACACUCGUGGUGUCACCUAACUGUCCCGUAUGUUUGUGAGUCCCAUCGCUGCUCCUGGGAGGCUUUCUACCCUCUGUGCUAUUUGUGUCUUGAAGGAGAGAUACCCUGUGGUCCAAGCUUUCUGCCCCAUAGUCACUUGGUUCCUCUGAGGACCAAGGACCGUGGACCUUGUUUCACCCUAGGGUCUCUGGUUCUUGAGUCCUCCCGGGACAAGCUCUUUUGGGCAGACAGUUCGAGCAAUGGCCACCAGGGGGCGGUGUGACUUCCCAGCACCUUCCUUUAAUAAAGGCCCUAAUGCUGUGUA
Molecule: messenger RNA, 972 nt
Organism: Grammomys surdaster
Lineage: Eukaryota; Metazoa; Chordata; Mammalia; Rodentia; Muridae
Gene: Smim24
Product: small integral membrane protein 24
Exons: 4
Coding region: 65-430 (121 amino acids)
Source: RefSeq, a predicted model, not a curated record